AUGGUCUUCUUAUAUAAUCAAAAGACAAUAUUAUUAUUCAUCAAAAUGAAUAACAAAAUCUUCUUAUUUUAAAACACAAAUACUUUGGCUCAAGCAUUAACCAAUAAAAUACAUGAAUUGGAGUACCAGUCUAAAAAAGGUACCAAAUAUCCUUUUGGUAAUAAUGAAGAAUUUGUGGGGAUUGGGUAAAUGAUUUUAGAGUUUUUUUUCUCUGAUUACUUGAUUUAAAGAGGGUAGGUAUUUAUGAAAUUACACAUAGUUAUCCAAAUAAAGAAACUUAAAUAAAAAAGUCAAGUGAUCUUGUGUUGUUAAGACAAAGACUAUUAAGUGAAAGGAAUUUGGCUGAUAUAGCAAUAAGCUAUAAGAUUGAUAAUAUUGUUUAAGUAGGAAAUUAGAUCAACUUAAAGUAAGAAAUAAUGUACAUAAUAGAAAAAACCCUAAAAUACUUGCUGAAACACUUAAAUCAAUCAUAGCUGCCUAGUAUUAUGAUUCUGGUUAUGAUUUAGAUCAUUUAAGAGAAGUUGUAUAGCCUAUACUCAAAUAAGUUUUGGAUAAGUAUAAAAUAUAACUACUAAAAACUUAGAGGAUAAGCAGUGCCUUUAGUGGAGCUUAAAUAGAAUCCUAAAUCAGCAUUUUUAGAAUUUGUGAAUAGUUGUACAAAUUUGAAACCAAAAGUAUCAGUUGAAUGGAAGAAGGAUGCUUCUUAGAAUGGAAACCCAAUCAAUGUAUAUUAAGUAUAAUUGGAAUUAAAUAAUCUAUUAUUGAUAAAGAGGGAGGGAAUUAAUAAGAGAAACACUGAAUAAUUAGUGUAUAGAGAAGCAUUAAAAAGACUUAAAUAGAUUUAAUUAAACUAAUCAUAUUCAUAAGGCUCGCAAAAUUAAUCAACUAAAACAUAAGAUAAAGAAUCUGCAGAAGAAAUUACUAUAUUAGAUGAACUAGAAACUUCUAUUAUAGACUCCAGUCAAUUUUUUUAAUUUUCUGAUCUAAGAGACAAUGAUCUAAGUUUAGUAGAAAAUUAGGGAACUUUAGGAUAAAAAGUAGAAACUCUAUUAGAACAAUUUGCCUUAUGA
This is a messenger RNA of Paramecium primaurelia, 1070 nucleotides long. The record is from the annotation of a GenBank genome assembly. NCBI's taxonomy places the organism in Eukaryota, Ciliophora, Oligohymenophorea, Peniculida, Parameciidae.